CAGAUAAAGACAGUCCUUGAUUACUGGGGGUGGCUGGAAGGGACCUUCCUGCCCUCCCUGUACGCUCUGCAGUAUGCCAAUGGGACUGACGUCAGGUACUGGCGAGACACGGCCUGCAUCUCAGAUUUAGAGAACAGGCGGGUGGGCGUGGCCAGGAUAAGACAACUGCGUGUUAAGAAUGGUAACUCAGUUUUUUUAAGUUUUUUGUUUGUUUUAAAAUAACAAUUCAGUUUCUCAAAUUACACAAAGUGCACAAUAUUUCCUUAUUGUUUUACGAGAGUUAACUGUUACACAUUUUAUUUUAACUUACCCCCCCCCCGCCCCUCUGCACCCUCCAGACUCCUGCACAAUCUUAACGACCCUCAAGCCAUUCAUCAACCACUGCCGUGAUGAGUACAAUUGGUUCGAUGAUGAUACAAAGCCUUACCUCCCCUUUUGGGAGAAGCCACCCGACGACAUGAUUCCAGAGCUGAAGAAAUCAAACUCACCGUUUGUAAGUUGGUGAAUAUUCUUUUAUACCAGCUAAACUCACAAACAAACCCAGCUUUUGUAAGUUGAACUAUUCUUUUCCUUGUUACGUUAUGCCUCCCCCCUCCCCCCCCCCCGUCCGGGGCACAGGCCGUCCACAAGAAUGUUCCACUCAUCACGGCCCUCUGCUUACCUUUCGAUUGCUUCCAGGCGUAUCCCAUUUAUUGCGUGUCUGCCUCUUAUAGCUCGCGUCUCUAUGUAUUCUUAGGACUUACUCUCUUUCCUUUUCCCUGUGGAUUCCAUAUUAGGCAUUGUCUGGUGAUGCUAUCUGGGGGUUUUCGGAGAGUAUGCCCUAUCCACCUCCAUCUUUUCUUUACGAUGUCUUCAUCCGUGGUCACCUGGUCAGUCCUUUCUAGUAGAUCUAUGUUGGUGGUGGCAUUUGGCCAUUUGAUGUUCAGGAUCUUUUUUAAAGCAUGUGUUUAUGAAGGUCUGUAAUGCUCGCCGUUGUUUGCCAAGUUUCUGCUCCAUGUAGUAGGACCGUUUUGAUAUAUGUGUUAAAGAUUCUGACUCGCAGAUUAAAGAUUCGCAGCUCCAGCUCCCUCGAUUCCCAUAUUUUCUUUAAUAGCUAACAUUCUUUAACAUAACAAAUAAACUCACGAUUUUUAUGUUGAUAUUUUAUUUGACAUACCAAAUAAAUGUACCAUUUGUCGGUUGAUAGAUAGAUUUGUGACGUACGAAACUAAACUAAACUUGUGUGGGCUGAUAUUUACCUCGUCAUGCCGAAUAAAUUCCACUUUUAUAAGAGGAUGAUUAUUUUACAAUGCCAAACAGUCUUACUGUGGAGUCCUAAUUGUAUACCUAUAGACCUAAACCUUGCGGCCACGUAUACCAUUGCAACAAUUAUAUGUACGAUGGAUUUUAAUGAAAGGAUAACUCUAAAAUAUUAAUGACACUUUGUCCCACCAACCCUUCUGUGGGCAGCGGUUAGUUUUGGUUUGGGUUUAUGGGGUUUGGUGGGAGGGGGAAUUAAGUGGGACGGUGGGACUAUUUGGUUCUCAUGUUAAAAUAUUUGAAAUUUUUUUUAAAUUAUUUUUCAAAAUCUUGAAAAAGGCUGUCUACUUUAAAACAAACACAUGCAUGGUCCACGUCUCACAGUAAGAUUAGUGUAUGUCCUUUACAUUAAAAUUUCAAUGUACAGUGAUGUUUAUGAAUUUUUAAAACAUUUUUUUUUACUAUUAUAUUGAAAUGAUAUUUUUAAAAGUCUAUUCUACUCUUGCUACUGACGAACAGAAUCCACCAAUUUUUAUUUAUUUAUUUAAAAAAUAUAUAUUUUUCUAAAUUAUUACUAAAGGCCUAUAUCGUUACUUCGACCUUGAACUUUGAAUCAACGCCGUUGCACAACUAAUCAGGCCCGUUCUUAGGCAUACGCUGACUACGCAUUCGCGUAGGGCCCCAAACGUGAGGGGGCCCCCGUGAGGCGCCCUCAAUCCCCCGUUUUUUUAAAAACUGGCACUGCAGUCGUCUGUGUCACUCACGUUACCUUCCUCAUCCUGAAAUUGAUCAUUCUGAGUUGAAUUCGGAGGCAGGGUCGGCCCCCCCCCCCCCUUUCGGGGCCCUCAACCUACGCUCCAUGCUUAGGGCCCCCAAACUCCUAAGAACGGCUCUGAACUAAUACUGCCUUUCCCUUCAGGUGUAUCAAGAUUCAAUACAGCUGAAAACGGCUCCGUACGUCGGCCACAUAGCCACAUACAAGGGAGGCGGCUACGUCAUCCUCACCAAACGGCAGUACAGCCGCACCACCGCCCUACUCUCCACGGCCAGGUCGCAGAACUGGCUGGACCUCAACACCAAGGCCGUACUCCUGGAGUACACAGUGUACAAUCCAAACUCUAACCUCUUUACCUCGGUCACGGCUGUGGUCGAGUUCCUCACCACGGGGUCGGCGUCGACUGUCAUGGAUGUGAAGGUAACACUGACUGAGUGAUUAGUCUCUGCGCUAUGUGGUAGCUUAGGUAGCACUCACUUAAUUUCAGUAGUAUGUGGUAGGUUAAGUAGCAUUCAAUCUUGAUGUUAGGUGCUAGCUUAGGUAGCACUCACUUGGUCUUGGUGUUAGUGUUAGCUUAGGUAGUACUCACUUAGUCUCGGUGGUAGAUGGUAGCUUAGGUAGCACUCACUUAGUCUCGGUGGUAGAUGGUAGCAGGUAGAACUCUCCUAGUUUCGGUGAUAGGUGGCAGCUUAGGUAGCUUAGGUAGUUUAGGUAGCACUCUCCUAGUCUCGGUGAUAGGUGGCAGCUUAGGUAGCACGCCCUUAAUCUCGGUGGUAGAUGGUAGCUUAGGUAGCAUUCCUUUUUAAAAUGCGUUCAAGCUGUGUGAAGGAAAUAGAAGAGCACGGUGUGGGAAGCUUCAAAUAGAAAGACAGUCAAAAGAGUGGCAGACGAUUGAUACAAUUUUGUAUUUUAGAAAAUGUAGUCUAAUUGUUUGCUAGAAUGUAGCAAGCCAUUAAUAAAAUUAAGUAUACAAUAAUGUAAGAUAAUGUUGUUCUCAAUUCAUAUAAGCCACAUAUUAUAUGAUUGUGUAAAUAGUAAAGAAGGUUAUUUAAAUGUGUUAUUCAAGCAGUUGGUAAGGCCAGAGGUCAACAAUCAGAGACCUUUGUAAAAUUAUCAUUCUCAUUCUUCAUAGGUUAAUACAGUUUAUAAUUUUUUUUUUAAAAUUAAACAUCAACACAGGCCUCAUAUCCCCUAUUUGAAUAUUGUCUGUCCAGGUGUUCCGCCUGAUGAGUUACAUCGGUGGCUUCGGUCUGAUCGUUCUCAUCAUGGAGGUGUGCUUCGGUGUCAUCACGAUGGUCUUCUUUGUCCAGUGCGUGAAGCGGGUCAGGAUGAAGAGGACGGGCUACUUCACGGACUUCUGGAACCUUCUGGAGUUUGUGCUGCUGUGCUUGGCCGUGACGUGCAUCGUGCUGUACGCCUUCAAACACAUUCUCACAGAUGUUGCCAUGGCCGCUCUACACAACCGGAAGUCAGGUGAACCAAUCAGAUCGUGCUGUACGCCUUCAAAAAAUGGCCACUAUACACAACCGGAAGUCAUGUCAGCCAAUCAGCAGCCAAAUCGGUGACACUCACAAAAAUCCGAAUGUUACAUAUCAAAUGGCAAAUCUGAUUAUCAAGAUAAUUACCAUCGGCCUUGAAUUGUUAUGGCUCCGUAUGAGACGCAGUUUUAUUGACAAAUAUCAAACGUAACCAACAUUUUUACCGAACUAUCAAAUUUAUAAACAAACAACUUAUGAAGGCAAUGAAGCGUCUGAAAUAUUAUUCUUAAUUAUUAAAUACCGAGCACCUUGCCAAAACCAGGUCGCGUGAGCAAGGAAUAAUAUUGGGGGCGACUGCACUGAAGCUGUCUCUCAGCAAAAUGAUGAAUGUGUCGGCCAAUCGCCAUAACAAGGGAACAAAAUUAAAGACCCGGACUGAAAAUGACGAAACAACUCUGUUCAUAACUAGUGGGAAUGCGUGGGCACCGAUUAGACGGGAAAAAAACUUGAGAAAUGAAAGUAAGCUAAGAAUCGUGGGUAAGGUAAUAGAAAACUAGGAAUUACAAUUUCAUUUGAGCGUCUGAGAAUCGGGGAGGAAAAGGAAGGGGGGCUGGUGGUGGGGGUGUGGUACAGAAUGAAUAUUUAAAAUUAUUCCACUUGGUGUCUGCGUACCGAAACUGAGUUAUGAGUUUUCCCCCCGAAUGUUCCUCAGAUGGUUUCGUCAACUUCAACUCGAUCGCCCUCUACGAUGAGAUGUACGGCUUCGUCAUGGCCGGGGUCGUGUUCAUGGCAACCAUUCAGUUUCUGAAACUGCUUCAGUUUAACAAGAAAAUGGGAAUGCUUGGCUCAACGGUAAGAGAAUAAUUGGUUUGGGGGGGGGGGAUAAUUUUUAUUUAGUAGUAUCAAAGAUUUAUAAACUGAAUGAGUAAAUGCGGACUCAUUAAAUAGAAUAUACUCAAAGUCCUUUAAAAAAUAUAUAUAUAUUUUUUUUUUAAAUUACGAAAAAUGAACUUGUGGCCCAAAGAAAUUUUUAACAGAUAAUUAUUGUAACGUGCAUUAAGCAGAUCUAGAGCAAAUCUGCAUGUAAGAACGAUUGACCUUGACCCACAUUCCAAUGUUUCACCCUCCAGCUGAAGCUGGCCUCCAAGGACCUGAGGACGUUCUCCAUUACGUUCUUCCUGUACUUCUUCGCCUUCGCCGCCACCGGCUUCCUGCUCUUCGGCAGCACGCUGACCAGCUACCAGGAUGUCAUCACAACCACGGAGUCGAUGUUUGCUUUUGCCUUGGGCACCUUCGACUACAAGGAGAUCUCGGCAGCCCAGCCGUUCUGGGGCCCCCUGUUUGUCUUCAGGUGAGACGUCUUUGUCAUGAUACCAAGGUGAGACGUCUUUGUCAUGAUACCAAGGUGAGACGUCUUUGUCAUGAUACCAAGGUGAGACGUCUUUGUCAUGAUACCAAGGUGAGACGUCUUUGUCAUGAUACCAAGGUGAGACGUCUUUGCCAUGAUACCAAGGUUGAGACGUCUUUGUCAUGAUACCAAGGUGAGACGUCUUUGUCAUGAUACCAAGGUGUCGUCUUAUUUAGGACCGUUUUAUCAUUAACUGUUUCAAGCAGUAGAAAUAUUAAGUCAUGACCUGUUUAAGGUCAUUUUAAAAAAGAAUACAAGUGAUGGGGUGAUGCUUGGAUUUCCAAAGGUAUUUUUAAAAUUAGCCGGACAAAAUUGACACUACUUCCAAAAUUUCAUUUUUAUAUAAUGAAAUUCCCCAAGUUUUACAAACCCAAUGAUACCAUUUUCAGUUCUCUAGACUCUAUCUCAUAGAUUAAUAUAAUAAAUGGAUUCAUUAAUUGCAUUUUCAUUUCUAUUUUUAGAUAAUGUCACAAACAUAAAUGCAUUUUUUGUGAGCAGAAUUCCUCAGUCAAAAUCACUCUGUCUACAUUCUGAUUCUUUUCUAAUAUUUUUUUUUUUUUGAAAUAGUUUCUAAUACUCCUGAACCCAUAGCUAAACCGAUGUCAUUUACUCUCAAACCCUCAGUUACAUCGGUGUGGUCUACAUAAGUCUCAUGAACUUCUUCUUGACGAUCAUCGGGGAAUCGUUCAGCCAAGUGAAGGAGAACGUGGCUUUACAAAGCAACGACUACGAAAUUGUGGACUUCAUGUGGGCCAAAAUCAAGGGACUUUUCAAAUAA
Messenger RNA from Lymnaea stagnalis (great pond snail), 5678 nucleotides. NCBI's taxonomy places the organism in Eukaryota, Metazoa, Mollusca, Gastropoda, Lymnaeidae. The record is from the annotation of a GenBank genome assembly.